AUGUCUAGUAUCGCAGUUCGUUUAGCAAAUGAGAAGAUGCUAGACUAUUCUAAAUAUAACGCUAGUGAAAUGCGUGCGUUAUUUGAGAAUUCUCAGUCUGUUUUAGAGAAAGAAAGAAAAAAGAAUUCUAAUCUAGCUUUAUCACUUAUUGAAUACGAAAAGAAUGCAGCAUUAAUGCAAGACAAGAUUAACAAGCUACUUUCUAGGCUCACAAAGACAAAAGAACAUUACCAAAUUCAAAUUCAAGAAUUUUCCAAGAUUCAAAUUGAACUUAAACAGCAAAUAGAAAUCAAAGAAAAGACUAUCAUUGAAAUGAAAUCGAAAUUGCAAGCGAAAGCCUCUCCAUCAAAAGUUAACGAGUUACAAACUUUAAUAAUUGAUCUGAAAAAUCAAUUAGAUAUUAAAGAAAAAAUGAUUAUAGACUUAAAGUCGAAGGUUAAGAGUGAAACAAGUACUUCAUCUAAAGUAGAAGAAUUGCAAAAUAUCAUUAUCGACUUACGCGCUCAAAAUACUAGUCUUUCAAAUCAAAUUAAUAAAUUAAUAUCUAAUAAUAAAGAAUUUGAGCUCAACAAAACUAUUGAAUCUCUUCAAUCCAAAGUUUCAGAAUUAUCUUCAACGGCACAACAAUAUAUUGAUAGAGCAAACCAUCAAAAAGAACUAUUUAAUAAGGUGCAGAAUGAUAAUAUCGAACUUAAAAAUACACUUUCCACUGUCAAUAAGCAACUUAUUGAUUCAUUAGAACAGAAUAAGAAACUAAAUAAGCUUCUUGAUAUAUCUAAACAAAAAGAGGAAUCAUUUAAUAUACAAACUACCACUGCCAACCAAAACGUAAAUAAAUACACUCAAAUGGCUAAAGAAUUAGCAGAACAACUAUCGCAUGAAACAGAAAAAUAUGCACAGUUAGAAAAGAAAUACGAAGAAUUAUCUCAGAAAUCAUCAACAACAUCCUACGAAGAACAAAGAUUAAACGCAAUUAUUUCAAAUCUCAGAGAAGAAAACGAUAGACUAUCAGCAAAGAACAGAGAGUUAAAUAAUACAAUAUUUACUUAUAAUAUGGAUAAGAAAUAUAAGAUCACGCCAAAGAAUUGUAAAUGUUGCUGUGAUACAGACAACGCUUCACGCGAACAUAGGGAAUGCGUAAGAAUUGAAGGUGAACUUAUACGUAUUAAAAGCGAAAAUGUCCAAAAUAAGAAGGAAUUGGAGUUUAUGAGGGAAAAUUCGCUGGAUUUGAAGAAAUAUGGAUUUUUAUUAGCUGAUGCAGUUGGAUCUUCAUUUGACCCUGAUCGUGCUGAAGAAGAGAUAAAGCGAUUAUUAGAAAUUGCUAGAGAACAUCAUCAAAAGGUAAAUGAUACUGCGCGUGUUCCUUUGGACCCAUUUGAUUAUUGA
Molecule: messenger RNA, 1386 nt
Organism: Trichomonas vaginalis G3
Lineage: Eukaryota; Parabasalia; Trichomonadida; Trichomonadidae
Exons: 1
Coding region: 1-1386 (461 amino acids)
Source: RefSeq, a predicted model, not a curated record